This is a messenger RNA of Chelonia mydas (Green sea turtle), 4757 nucleotides long. It is a transcript of the gene OLFML1, whose product is annotated as olfactomedin like 1. Gene Ontology annotation, biological process: signal transduction. NCBI's taxonomy places the organism in Eukaryota, Metazoa, Chordata, Testudines, Cheloniidae. The transcript has 3 exons. The record is from RefSeq and is a predicted model, not a curated record. Bases 2089 to 3282 code for a protein of 397 amino acids.
CUUCUGAGGAGAGAAAAUAAGUAUGCAUGUGGGUGAGCGGUUCAAUCAGCAGCUCCACUAUGAUAUUCAGUACUUCUAAGGGGGCCAUUUUUUAAUAUUUGGAGGAUAUGUCAACUUGUGAGUAAAUGUGAAACAAAACCCAAGAAAGUACAAUGUCAAGCUUCUACUGUUAUUUAGGUCUAGGGCAGUGCUGAUGGUCAUAAUCUGCACCUCCCUGGAGCUAUCACAGAGAUCCAAGGAUGUUCCAACUUGCGGGAAGUCCAUGAUGUAGUGGAUCUUCACUUCUAUAGAUGAGCUGAAUUUCUUCGUGCACCAGUGGGUGAAAGUGACCUAUUUUGCCACAUAUAAUUCAUUUGCUGAUGGCUUCCUUAAAGCUAUUAGGAUGGUUAUGACACUCAGAAACCCUGCAGGCUUACAGCCCCAUGCUCAAUGGUCUCUGUCCCCACUGGUGGAGAGGAAUGUGGCAUACACCACUUUUCCACCCUGCCCCCCAAUCCCGCAGUAAUACUUUAUCAUCCAAUCGUGUUCUGUUUUUACCAUACUUUGGGAGGCAAGAAAAAAGAGUAUACACCACAGAACUACUCCAGCACUCCCAAUCAAAGGAGAUGACCUAGUGCUUCCUUCACAGCUGCAUGUUUUUCUGUAUGCCUGGAGGACACAUCCAGGGUGUCCUCCUAUCAGUUCCAGAGUCCAACAAGACAAUGUUGUUUGUUUUCAUCUCCCCAAGAAGUAGCUCAGCCUGCUGUGAGAUUAAAUGAGAGUUGGGGAGGGGGUAUUCAGUCAGGCUGGCUGCACAUCACUGACUAUUCCACAUAAAUGGAAACUGGCAAACUGGUUUGUUUUCCAUUAGCAUAAAGGAAUAUAAAAAAAUCACUUUUUGCCAGUGGACUCUGAAUUCUUGUCAUAAAUAAUGCAAAGUUGUACCUCACGGCAGUCAGGGAAAUGAGGUCAAAGGGUAAAUUCUGCAUGCUGUGACACAUUUUCAUGCAUUGAAUCAAUGCUCAUAUGCUUACACUCAUGCUAGAGAGAGCACAAAGGGAGAGCUUGUGUGGGUGUGAGAGUAAACUGUAGAGAAGGAUGCUGACAAAAUGUUAAGAUGUGCUGAAUUCCAGGAAACAACAGUACAGAUGUGGUGUUUGGGUUCAAAUAGAAGGGGAAAUGUCUGAUGCCUAGGACGUAACUUCCCACUGUCCAUUCGGCCAUAUCCCUUUGGUCAAAGGGUUCUGGAUAUGCAUAUGCACCCCCUUCUACUCAAAGAAAAGACCAAAAAGACCUAGAACAAAUACCACUUAAAAUUAGUAUUUCUUUUGAAAAAUGAAAACCAAAAACCUUGCCUCAAGUAGGGGCAAAAGGGAGAAGUGCCAGAAACUCCAUUAAAUCCACAAGGGACUCUGCUGCUUCUACUCAUUUUAUGUGGGAAGGUGCUUGGAUAUUAUGUUGAUAGUAUAAAACCCUAAGAUAGAUAAAUGAGAGAAGAACACCUUAAUAUUUUUCAUUUUUCUAACCUAGUACAGACAGACAUAUGUACCCAGAUAAACACUGAAAGUGAAGAAGUUGUUUUAAAUUGCUUUACACUAACAACUGUGAUUGUUCAGAACAACAACUACAGAUAUUAUGGACCUCAGCUGGUGCAAAUCAGCAUAGCUCUAUUGACUUCAGUGAAGCCGCUCUGAUUUACAUGCGCAAAGGAUCUGGCACUAAAUAGUGUUCUGUGGUGGGGGUGGAGGGUUGUUUUUGUUUUUAUUUAAUACAAUUGGACUAAAGGCUCUAUGUGACUCAGUACUGAACAUCUGGGAUUGAUCACAAGAUCACAAGCUGGAAAGCAUUCAUCUUGGCUUCUAGAAAUAAACACAUCUAGCUCAAUGCUUUCCACAACUUUAUUGUUUUAAUGAUAGAUUGAAGGAGCUUAAACAGCCAUUUUAAAUCUUUUAAUUCUCACAGCUUUAGUAUUUUUAGCCAUUUUUUUCACAUCAUAGUAUCACGCAGCAAUUAUAUUGAUUUUAAUUCUGCGGGGGGGGGGGCAGUUUUAGUGUGAUUUUUCUUCCCAUUAUUAAUUCCUUAUUUUUCCCCACAAGAUUUCAUAGGACUAUGAUAAUCCUGCAACUCAGAUUUUUAUUAGUUUCAUUUUUCACAAGUAUCGUGGGAGAGGCCCAAUAUGUAAUGCAAGAUGCAGUACUAAUGCAUUACAUCGACCGGCGUUUUCUAUCUUUUGAGAGCAGGCUGGAAAAAUGCAACCAAGAUAUCCUGGAUUAUGUACAAGAAUUCCGAGACUUUUCAAGGAGGAUGAUAUCGCGCCUGGAGGGGCUGAAAGUUUAUAAGGCUGAGAUUAAAAAUGAAGUGGAGCAUCUGCUAACAAGAGUUGAAAGAGCACAAAGGGACAUUGACUAUUUUGAAUCAACGAGAGAAUCUACUACCUGUGUAGAAGUAGAUGAAGACCUGGUUGAAAAGCAGCUAAAUGAAGACGCAGAAGAAAAAAGGAAAGUCAAGCUCAUGCUUAAUGCAAGCUGUGACAGCAUGCUUGCAGGUAUCAAGUCCCUAAAGAUAGUUAAGAAGACUGGAGAUACGCAUGGCUCUUGGAUGACAGAUCCAGGCAAAGACCAUCUGAAGAUUUAUUUCUUAAGUGGAUCCAAGAAUAAUGUUAUUUUGGAAUUUGCAAAUAUUCGGGCAUUCUCAGAAAUGAAUCAUAAGCUAACACCACGGAGAGUUAACUUGCCAUCUUCCUGGCAGGGAACUGGCCACGUUAUAUAUAAUGGUUUCCUGUUUUAUCACAGAUAUGGCUCCUUAAAUGAGAUAGUUAAAUAUAACAUCCAGAGAAGAAAGGUAACUGACAGAAUGCUCCUGCCAGGUGCUGGACAGAUUCCUGCCUAUGAACUGUUUCCUGAUACUAAAAUAGAUCUUGCUAUUGAUGAACAAGGGCUGUGGGCAAUCCAUGCAGAGCCAGACACGAGUGGAAAUCUUGUCAUCACUAAAAUCAACCAUAUGACUAUGACUGUGGAGCAUACCUGGGACACAUCAUGCAACAGCAAGAAUGCUGAAGCAGCUUUUCUAAUGUGCGGCACCCUCUAUGUUGUGUACAACUCUCCUAGUGGAGGCACAUCUCGGAUAGGAUGUGUGUACGAUGUCUUAGACACUAUAAAUGCUUAUGAAAUCCGCAUGUUACCUUUCCCCAAACGUCAGCGUAGCCAUUCCAUGAUACAUUAUAACCCCAAAGAAAAGCAGCUAUUUGCCUGGGCUAAUGGAUCCCAGAUCCUUUACAAACUUCAAACAAAGCAAAAAGUUUAAGAUCUUUAGGAACUUUUCAAAGAUGAAUAUUAAAAUACGCUUAAAGUCAAUGACCCAAGUUCUCUUCUCAGUUACCAUCACGGAACUCCCCUGGCUUUUCCAUUUGCUCAUAGAUGCUUUUUAUAUUAUGUAUUGGGAGCUGAAACACCUCCUCUCCAUUACACUGAUUGCCCCCAAUUGGAUGAAUUUGGAAGGAAACUUCCACAAGUUCAAACUCACAGAGAUAAAUUCUCUUCUGCUGUAAAUUGAUAUGGUUCUAUUAAAAAGUUAGUGAAACUGUGCCAGUUUACACCAUCAGGGAAUUAGACCAACAGAGUUUUCACUCCCAUACAUGGUGUAAUCCCAUUCAAUGCAACACCAGGCUCUGUACAAAACACAUAUUUGAGAAAAAUCCUUAUAUUCACCUCAGUCAGUUUAGUAUAAGUAAUGAGUAAGGCCUGAAGGAUUUGCCCUGUACUAAAUACUCCCAAGGUCAUCCUGUUAAUUUUUUUUCGAGUGUAGGGCCUUGAUUCAGCAUAGCUCCUAAGCACAUUUUAACUUUAAGCACCUGCUUAGGCCCAUCAAUGCACUUAUGCACCUCUUAAGUCUCACUGACUUCAACUGAACUUUAAGCACAUGCUCAAAGUUAAGCAUGGGCUUAAGUGCACUGCUGAACUGAGGCCUUUGUAUUUGUGACAGGUACAGGUAGACAGCACUGAACAAGAAUAUCCAGAGUUGUAAAAGUAAAUAUUGAAAAACAACAAAGAGUUCUGAGAGAGAUACAAAUCCUAUGCUUCAGGAAAUAAAGCAACCUCUACUACUGGGGCUUAGACGGAAAUUUUUAUCUGGAGGCACCAUUUGCCCAAUUCAAGGCUUCUUACACCUUCCUUAGAAGCAUCCGGUACCGACUGCUAUCAGAGAGGAGUUGCUGAAUGAGAUGGACCAUUGAUCUGAUCCAAUGAGGCAGUUCCUAGAUUCAUUUCAAAUGUACAUGUAUGUAUUUUCACAUCCAGAUUUAAUUGGUAAUGACCAAAUAUUGUUACCCAUUAUGAGUACAGACCCCAAAACUACUAUUACUGCCCCACAUUGAAAAUCAAAGCAGAGACGUCAGGGACAGAAUAGUUUUUUCCCGGAAUAGGUUUCAGGGACUGAACUUCCCUUUCACCCAAUGGAAAGCUGGGGCAGUUGUCUCAAGUUUAGGGAUGAAGUACAUUAAUCACUGAGACUGAUGUGGGGAAACAUGCCCUGCCACUGUCCAUGCUGCAUCUGUUCUGUGAGUAAACAAGAUUUAUCCAUAUAAAUGUUCAAUUCUUUUUUAAUCCUGCUAAGCUCCUGGCCUCAAUGACUUCCUGUAGCAAUGAGUUCCAGAGUCUAAAUAUGCUUUAUGUGAAGAAAUAUUUCCUUUUAUCAGUUCUGAGUUUGCUGUCUUUCAGUUUUAUUGAAUGUGCCAUUACUCUUAUGUUAUCAGACAGAUUGAAUAAAAGUUCCCGAUCUAC